AUGCAGGCAUACCUUCUUUCACAACAAUUUAGUGGUAGCUCUUUGGCAGAAAACUCCACAACUUGUCCAGAAAAUGCUACUAUUUGUGAUGGCACAUCUUGUGUAUUACCAGAAGAUAAUUUUAAUCAGACUUUGAGCGUAGUUUUAAGUACUGUUCUAACAAUUAUGCUGGCUUUGGUGAUGUUCUCCAUGGGCUGCAAUGUGGAUCUUAAGAAUUUCUUGGGCCACAUAAAAAGACCCUGGGGUAUUUUUGUGGGUUUCCUUUGCCAGUUUGGAAUUAUGCCUCUCACAGCCUUCUUGCUGUCUUUGGCCUUUAACAUCCUUCCUAUUCAAGCUGUCGUGGUGCUGAUCAUGGGAUGCUGUCCAGGAGGCACAGCCUCCAAUGUCAUCGCCUACUGGGUGGAUGGAGACAUGGACCUAAGCAUCAGCAUGACAACUUGCUCCACACUGCUUGCAAUGGGAAUGAUGCCCCUUUGCCUCUUUAUUUACACCAAGAUGUGGACUGAUUCUGAUGCAAUUGUACUCCCCUAUGACAGCAUCGGAAUUUCUCUGGUAGCUCUUGUAAUUCCAGUUUCGAUUGGAAUGUUUGUUAACCACAAAUGGCCUAGUAAAGCAAAAAUCAUACUUAAGGUCGGUUCCAUUGUGGGAGCAAUCCUCAUUGUGCUCAUUGCUGUGGUUGGGGGAAUACUCUACAAAGGCUCCUGGAUUAUCUCACCCAAAUUAUGGAUUAUUGGCACCAUAUUCCCAGCAGCUGGCUAUUCUUUAGGAUUCUUCUUGGCUCGCAUAGCUGGUCUGUCUUGGCACAGAUGUCGUACAGUGUCUCUGGAAACAGGCAUGCAAAAUACUCAGCUAUGUUCAACUAUAGUACAGCUCUCAUUCAGCCCUGAACAACUUGAACUGAUGUUUACUUUCCCACUCAUCUACAGCAUUUUCCAGCUGUUGUUUGCGCUGCUAAUUUUAGGAGGGUACCGUCUUUACAGAAGACACCGUGUCAAACCAAAGACAGAUGUCGAGAAAACAGAGCAAAAAGAGGAUUCCACAUCAAAUGCUAAAAUAAAUGGUGGAUUUGUAUCAAAUGAGACCAAAUAG
Myiozetetes cayanensis is the source of this 1089-nucleotide messenger RNA. It is a transcript of the gene SLC10A2, whose product is annotated as solute carrier family 10 member 2. Gene Ontology annotation, molecular function: bile acid:sodium symporter activity. Gene Ontology annotation, biological process: bile acid and bile salt transport. Gene Ontology annotation, cellular component: apical plasma membrane. Bases 1 to 1089 code for a protein of 362 amino acids. The record is from RefSeq and is a predicted model, not a curated record. The transcript has 6 exons. NCBI's taxonomy places the organism in Eukaryota, Metazoa, Chordata, Aves, Passeriformes, Tyrannidae.